Molecule: messenger RNA, 6773 nt
Organism: Oncorhynchus nerka (sockeye salmon)
Lineage: Eukaryota; Metazoa; Chordata; Actinopteri; Salmoniformes; Salmonidae
Product: serine/threonine-protein kinase SIK2-like
Exons: 15
Coding region: 294-3020 (908 amino acids)
Biological process (GO): protein phosphorylation; intracellular signal transduction
Cellular component (GO): cytoplasm
Molecular function (GO): ATP binding; protein serine/threonine kinase activity
Source: RefSeq, a predicted model, not a curated record
CCUCCUGCAAGUCAACUCGUGUACUUUAGUUAAUAGAGGUAGCUCGCUGAAAUAUUCUAGCCGUGUUGUGUUGGAGAACGUGGCGUGGCAGCCUGUGGCACUCGUACAUGUCACCUGUCUCGUUGGUCUGAAGGGUCGUUCACGUUCAAACUGGCAGGGCGACCGAGAAUUGUACUUUUUGUCUAUUUUGAAUAGACACAUUUUAGCGGGCGGUUUGUUUUCCCUUCCUCGAUAUCUAGGCGAAAGUUGCGAGCCCUUACCUCCUCACCCCCCAAAACCACAUUUAAUACAGCAUGGUCAUGGCUGACAAUCACCAAAAACCGAUAUUCCGGGGUCCUGUCCGAGUGGGCUUCUACGAUAUCGAACGUACUCUGGGAAAGGGUAAUUUCGCCGUUGUAAAGCUGGCUAGACAUCGUAUUACCAAGACCGAGGUUGCCAUUAAAAUAAUAGACAAGAGCCAACUAGAUGCUGUGAACCUGGAGAAGAUCUACCGGGAGGUACAGAUCAUGAAAAUGUUGGACCACCCGCACAUCAUCAAGUUGUACCAGGUAAUGGAGACCAAGAACAUGCUCUACUUGGUGACGGAGUAUGCCAAGAACGGGGAGAUUUUCGACUACCUGGCCAAACACGGGCGACUGAGCGAGCUAGAAGCGCGGCGCAAGUUCUGGCAGAUCCUAUCAGCGGUGGAGUUCUGCCACAAUCGUAACAUAGUCCACCGAGACCUGAAGGCUGAGAACCUGCUGCUGGACGGACACAUGAACAUCAAGAUAGCAGAUUUUGGCUUUGGGAACUUCUUCCAGCCCGGGGAGCCCCUGGCCACAUGGUGCGGCAGCCCCCCCUACGCCGCUCCGGAGGUGUUUGAGGGACAACAGUACGAGGGCCCCCAACUGGACAUCUGGAGUAUGGGGGUGGUGCUGUACGUGCUGGUGUGUGGCGCCCUGCCCUUCGAUGGCCCCACCCUGCCUGUUCUCCGACAGCGCGUCUUGGAGGGUCGCUUCCGCAUCCCCUACUUCAUGACAGAAGACUGCGAGCACCUGAUCCGGCGGAUGUUGGUGCUGGACCCGUCCAAGCGUCUGUCAGUGGCUCAGAUCAAGGAGCACAAAUGGAUGGCACUGGAUGUGCCGGUGCAGAGGCCCAUGCUGUACCAACAGGAGGGGGACCUGAGCGUGGGCGAGUACAGUGAGCAGGUUCUGCGACUCAUGCACAGCCUGGGCAUCGACCAACACAAGACCAUCGAGUCGCUCCAGAACAAGAGUUACAACCACUUUGCUGCUAUCUACUACCUGCUGGUGGAGCGUCUCAAUGCCCACCGCUGCAGUUUCCCUGUGGAGCAGCGGCUUGACGUACGCCAGCGCCGGCCCAGCACCAUCGCCGAGCAGACUGUCGUCAAGCCGAGCGAGCCAAGCGGUUGCUCCCCCCAGGUGGGUCUCCUGCCCCAUGGGGUGCGGGGUCUACUACGCUCCCCAGCGCUGUCUCAAGCCUCUGAUGCCUUUAACUUCCCACAGUCGCCGCUUCUGCCCGAGCACAGCUUCAUGGUCGAGGAUGUGGCCACUCCUAAAGUGAACGGCUGUAUGCUGGACCCCCUGCCCCCCACAGUGCUGCGCAAGUCCAGCGUGUCGUCACCCAGUAACAUGAUGGAGACGUCCAUCGACGAGGGCAUAGAGACGGAGGAGCCCGACGCCGAGGACGACCCCGCCCACUUCUUCUCCGCCUUCCAGACGGCCCGCUUCGGCCAGCGCCGACACACCCUGUCUGAGGUUACUAAUGAGCUGGGCCCCGUCAUCAACCAAGAUAAACUGUUCACCAUGGGCCACAACCCGUCCCUGGGCAGUGUGGACUCUGACAUGGGCUACGACAUGGGCUCCUUGCACAGUGACCUGGGUCUGCUGGAGGACGCCCCCUCUCUCAGCGAGGUGGUCCUGGCCAACACCCACAGCUCGGGGUCCCACGUGACCCAGGGCCCCUUCAUGAGCCAGCGGCCUCCCAACCCCACCAUGCAGGCCCUGAGCUCCCAGAAGAGGGAGGCCCACAACCGUUCUCCCAUCAGCUUCAGGGAGGGCCGCCGCGCCUCCGACACCUCCCUCACACAAGGUCUGGUUGCGUUCCGGCAGCAUCUCCAGAACCUGGCACGGACCAAAGGCAUCCUGGAGCUGAACAAACAGAUGUACGAGCAGAUGGGCUCCGGGGAGGAGGGGCUCCAUGCAAACCUGCAGAACCUGCUGGACCCCACGCUGCAGGGUGAGGCAUCUAAGCACGAGGAUAACUUAGCUUUAUACCAUGGUGGUGCCCAGCCUCUACUGUCCCGAAGACAGAGCCUGGAGACACAAUAUCUCGCACACAGACUACAGAAAGCUAGUGUUAUGGCUAAUGUGAGUCCUGCUAGCUGCCAGCUCUUCUGUAAGGAGAAUCCUCGGAGUCUAGAGCAACAGCUGCAGGAGCAUAGGUUGCACCAGAAGAGGAUGUACCUCCAGAAGCAGACCCACCUCCAAGCCUACUUCAACCAGAUGCAGAUAGUGGAAGGUUCCUAUCCAGGGGACCCAGGGGCAAUACACAAUCCACAGCAGCAGGGGGCCAUGGCUGGGGCCCACCCGCAGCAGGGCAGCUCCCAGGCCUCCCCUCCCUACACCCAGGCCCUCAGCCCCUUCAUUGAGCCCAGUGCCAACCUGGUCUACGACCACUACCUGGCCCAGCACUACCCCCACCCUCACUCCCACCUCAGCCCAGUUUUAAUGCCCCCUGCCCUGGCUGGCCAGCUGCAGAACCAGCACCCCGAGGCCCUGGGCUACAGCUACCAGCUGUGUGACCAGCAGGGCCAAUUCCACACUCCGCAAGAGGCACUUUAUCCAGAGCAAUACGAGUUCCACCUGGACCCCGGGCAGCCGCACCGGCCUGGCCCAGGAGAGGCCCCUGUUGCCGAGUAUGAGGGGCUGGCGUUACCCACCGAGCUCCAGGACUCCUUUCUGGAAAGCGAGAUGAUGGAGACUGUAGACUCGCAGCAUGGCUUCCUACUGGUGAACUGAAGCCGGUAGAACUGUGGGGAGAAAGCAGUAUUACCGACAGUUGAAAAUCUACACAGCAUCAUGUCGUAGAUGUCAUGGAGUGGAGUUGGGGGUCAAGGUACAGGGGAAGUGUUUUUUUGUUUUUUUUGUAUCAAUGAAUACUAUUUUUUUAGUUGUGGUGAACCAACCUCAGAACCUUUCUACCAAAAUCCUCCCGAUCUCCCUUCCCACUUCUCUGUUCCCAUCAGCCCUAUGCAAGGACCCAGGCCUGGAGGCUGCCUGGGUGAUGGGGGUGUGCCAGCAUGGAUGGCUGGCUGGGUAUGUGUGGAUGGAUGUUGCCAUGAUGGGGGGUGUCACAUGUGAAGUGAUAUCGCUCCACAGGAACACAACUGCCUCAAAGCUGACUGCAGCCGCAGCGGCCCCGUCGAGAACAAGUGCUGGACGAUGCAAGAAAACUUAGCACAGUUUGGUUGUUUUUGGAAGACGUGCACAACGGAAUUUGGCUUACCGAAAGCACAAACCAAACGACAAAGAUGCUAUUUUGUAUUGAAGUAGGCCAAGAACUCAAAAACACAUUGGGUGUUUUGAAGUAGUAAAAAUAAUAAACGAACAAGAGACAAAGUAAUGAAUUAAUGCGCACUUGAUAAGUGCAGUGUUAGUCAAUAUUUUAUUGUAGCAAUAUUGAAUCAACAGGCUUUUUCCUCACCAGAAGGUCGUACUUUAAUGUGUGGUGUUUUUGGGGAGAAUUCCAGUAUGAUGACUCACAGCCAACAUAUCCACAGUGACCGCUCAUCACUGCGUAGACCGUGAUGAGAUAAUCCCCCCACUAAUACCAUCGCAGCAGAUAACAAAAUGAAUUGUAUAAAUCGGCUAGAUAUUUCCAACAAACUACACAAAUCAGUUUGAGGCCCUUUGCUUCACUAGGAACUAAAAGGAAUACAGUGCCUUGCAAAAGUAUUCAUCCCCCUUGGCGUUUUUCCUAUUUUGUUGCAUUACAACCUGUAAUUUAAAUGGAUUUUUAUUUGGUUUUCAUGUAAUGGAUAUACACAAAAUAGUCCAAAUUGGUGAAGUGAAAAAAAUUACUUGUUUCAAAAAAUAAAAUGUCAAAUCUGAAGUGGUGUGUGCAUAUGUAUUCACCCCCUUUGCUAUGAAGCUCCUAAAUAAGAUCUGGUGGGACCAAUUACCUUCAGAAGUCACAUAAAUAAAGUCCACCUGUGUGCAAUCUAAUUGUCACAUGAUGUCAGUAUAUAUACACCUGUUCUGAAAGGCCCCAGAGUCUGCAACACCACUAAGCAAGGGGCAGCACCAUGAAGACCAAGGAGCUCUCCAAACAGGUCAGGGACAAAGUUGUGGAGAAGUACCGAUCAGGGUUAGGUUAUAAUUUUUUUAAUCUGAAACUUAACAUCCCACGGAGCACCACUAAAUCCGUUAUUUAAAAAAAAAUGUAAAGAAUAUGGCACCACAACAAACCUGCCAAGAGAGGGCCGCCCACCAAAACUCAGACCAGGCAAGGAGGGCAUUAAUCAGAGAGGCAACAAAGAGACCAAAGAUAACCCUGAAGGAGCUGCGAAGCUCCACAGCAGAGAUUGGAAUAUCUGUCCAUAGAACCACUUUAAGCCAUAUACUCCAGAGCUGGGCUUUACAAAAGAGUGGCCAGAAAAAAAGCCAUUGCUUAAAGAAAAUAAUAAGCAAAUAGAUUUGGUGUUUGCCAUUAGGCAUGUGGGAGACUCCCCAAACAUAUUGAUGAAGGUACUCUGGUCAGAGGAGACUAAAAUUGAGCUUUUUGGCCAUCAAGGAAAAUGCUAUGUCUGGCGCAAACCCAACACCUCUCGUCACCCCGAGAACCCUAUCCCCACAGUGAAGCAUGGUGGUGGCAGCAUCAUGCUGGGGGGGAUGUUUUUCAUCGACGGGGACUAGGAAAGUGGUCUGAAUUGAAGGAAUGAUGGAUGGUGCUAAAUACAGGGAAAUUUUGUUUCAGUCUUCCAGAGAGAUGAGACUGGGACGGAGGUUCACCUUCCAGCAGGACAAUGACCCUAAGCAUACUGCUAAAGCAACACUCGAGUGGUUUAAGGGGAAAUAUUUAAAUGUCUUGGAAUGGCCUAGUCAAAACCCAGACCUCAAUCCAAUUGAGAAUCUGUGGUAAAGUAUUUCUGUACGCCCACGGAACCCAUCCAACUUGAAGGAGCUGGAGCAGUUUUGCCUUGAAGAAUGGGCAAAAAUCCCAGUGGCUAGAUGUGCCAAGUUUAUAGAGACAUACCGCAAGAGACUUGUAGCUGCAAACGGUGACUUUAGAAAGUAUUGACUUUGGGGGGGUGAAUAGUCAUGCACGCCCAAGUUUUGUCUCUCUUGCUUAUUUCACCCAAAAAUAUUUUGCAUCUUCAAAGUGGUAAGCAUGUUCUGUAAAUCAAAUGAUACAACCCCCCCCCAAAAAAUCUACUUUUAAUUCCAGGUUGUAAAGGCAACAAAAUAGGAAAAAUGCCAAGGAGGGUGAAUACUUUUGCAAGCUACUGUAAGUCAAGUCCAAUCAAAUCCAGUUUGCUGUGCUAUUGUUGUUAGGUGAGUUUUAUCUCCAAAUUGUGACCUUAUACCUCCUGUUGUAUGCAACUGAUGUGGGUCUAACAGUGGGUUUACUGGGUUUCUGAAGUAAUGUUUCUCUAACCUAAAGGUUGCUGUAAAAAAUAAGGGGGGAAAAGACGUUAGUAACCCGACACUGGAUUAAUUUUGACAAGUUUCACCAUGGCUCUCUUACAACAAGCUUCGAAUGAACACAACUUUUGAAUCUACUUGAAGCAUACAGAUUUCUGACGAAGACAUAACUCUACUUUUCAUUCAAUGGGAUGAAAAACCGAAGUGUUCGAGGUCAGAGACAAAAUCUGCAUCUCAAAUGGCACCCUAUUCCCUCCAUAGUACAAUGCUUUUGAACUGAGCCCUAUUGGCUCUGGUCAAAGUAGUGCACUAUAUAGGUAAUAGGGUGCCAUUUUGGACGUAGCCAUAGACUGCAGGAUUGUCUGUGGAAGUUGAAUUACUGGAGCACUUUUACGAGGCGAUAAAGGAAAUGUAGCUAGAGUGAGAGAUGUGGUGACUGUGGUAGUCAGAAUGGUGUUUAGCCUAGUCUGCUGCUUCCCCGGGAGACUAAAACAAAAGUGAGGGACCCAUUCGCUGUCUUAUCUCAAUAAGUGGACACGAAACAUUUGGUUCUUACAAAGAAAGACCAGCGAGAAUAACACUAUUGGUUGUUCAUUGUGCUUUGUACAAAUUAGGGGUUUAGAGACUCUUUAGUGCUCUCAAGAUGAAAAACAUAAUUGUGUUGAGCGUGAAUAGUGUUCAGUGUGCCUUUUUUUAACUUUGUUUUGAAUUAAGAUAAGAAUAUUUGAGCUUUUCUGGUUUUAAUUCCGUUCUGUUUUUAUUUUGGGGUAUCCUUUCCGGAAAUAAGUAGUCCCAGGUUUUACAAAGGUACAAAACCAAAGUCCCCUCAGAAGUUUCCCUGUACAACCCCACCAUGUGGAGUUAGGAGCUUCUUGGUUUUAGCUUAUUGACAGUGCUUUUUUUGGUCAAUCAGUAUAUGCCAUUUAAAAAGUAUUAUAGCAAUAUUUAAGUAAUAGUUGAAAAUAUACAGAAAAUAAUGAAGAUUAGUAGUGAAUGUGUUUCAGUAUCAUAAUUGCACCUCCUGCUGACACACCUGUUGUUAGAAAAUUCAAUUUUAUAUUUACCUUCAUUGAUGUUGACCACACAUAAGCUAACUUGCUGUUGAGAUUAAAAAGGUUUAUCGAACAA